AUGUAUUUAUUUGAACAUUAUCCUAAUUUGCCUGAGCUGGAUAAUUUCCGACCUUUGGAUCCACCCUUAACGAAUUUGGUGCUAGGCAUGGUCGGCUGUCCACAUCUGGCGCCGCCGCCGCGCCCGCCACGCCAGGCGGCAGCGGCGCCCAAAGCUCACCAGCAAACCCAGCAGCAUCAGCAGGCCCAGCAGCCCCAGCCGUACAACAGAAAACCACGGUUCCGUUUGCUUCCAGAGGACCCUAACGACCGACAACGGCCAGAGGACAACCCCUCCCUGGACGAUAUCGUACUGGACGAACAGUACUACAAGGAGAUGGGCCUUACAAAAGAGGAAGUGUGGGAGGCCCUGCGGCAGCUAGACGCAACAGAAGUAGACCCCGAAGGCGUCAACCUGGGUUCAAGCGGGCUGCAAGCCUGGCCGCCCUCCGCGGAUAAUUCCGGAGCUCCACUCCGAAACCAUCGUACAAACCCUCUGAAUUCUGCAGCAACAUCCACACGACAGGAGGCGCGGUCUGAUCACAACAUGCCGCAGCUGCAACGGCAGCCGCAUUGGAUCCGCGGGUCUGUUCAGGAUGACGGGGAGUACAAGAGCAGAGGAGCUACAGACGUGGAUGAUGAGCUCGAGGAUGAAGGGCAGGAAGAGGAGGAAGAGGGGCAGGAUGAUGAUGAGGAGGAGGAGGAGGAGGAGGAGGGGGCAUGGGCCGAGCAGCAGCAGCGGGGAGACCGCCUGUCAGAGGAAAGCACGCUGCAGCCCCCCCUUGGGGGCCCCGUCCUGGGUUUGGGCCCGGGGUCGAUUGACGUGGAGGCUGAGGAGGAGGGCGAGGUGUACGGACCCGAGGCCGUCGUGUUGGCCGGCUUCCGGCCCGAGGAGCACGGUGUGGUGCGAGCACUGCUGGACUCGGCAGGCGGACAUGUGGUCAAGGUGCUGCCGGUGACGGAGGCUAUGCUGUACGGCACCGUGGACGAGGCCGUACAGUCCGGGGAGCAGGACUGGUCUGCCCCGCGCCCGCUUGGUGGUCCUCGCGGUGGCGGUUGGGGAGCGCAGCGCACCGUCCUGUUCUCCGGGCUGAGUCGUCGCCUGGCCUUUACCUCAACCUCACAUCGAUUUUUCGAAAGGGAAAUAGCCAAAGGGCUGCCGCCUUUGGGGAACCUUCUGGGACAACCCUCUCCCGCAUCAUCGCUUGGUUCCGCCUCUCCCACACACCCCGAUGUGCAAAAAGAAGGGAAUUGCAGUCACACUGUCACGUUUGCAAAUCAGCCGAUCCACCCUCUGGCGCUGGCAAAAAGCUGA
Molecule: messenger RNA, 1293 nt
Organism: Volvox carteri f. nagariensis
Lineage: Eukaryota; Viridiplantae; Chlorophyta; Chlorophyceae; Chlamydomonadales; Volvocaceae
Exons: 7
Coding region: 1-1293 (430 amino acids)
Source: RefSeq, a predicted model, not a curated record